This is a messenger RNA of Clupea harengus (Atlantic herring), 4629 nucleotides long. Its product is annotated as cadherin-2-like. Lineage: Eukaryota; Metazoa; Chordata; Actinopteri; Clupeiformes; Clupeidae. Gene Ontology annotation, cellular component: adherens junction; plasma membrane; intercalated disc. Gene Ontology annotation, biological process: cell migration; synapse assembly; cell morphogenesis. Gene Ontology annotation, molecular function: calcium ion binding; cadherin binding; beta-catenin binding. The record is from RefSeq and is a predicted model, not a curated record.
GGGGGGGAGGGGCCUGUCAAUUGGAGUCCGACUUCCGGGAUGACAAGAGGGGGAUAGACGCAGGCAGACGGGUAAAGUAGAGAGGAGAGAAACAACCCCCUUUGAUAACGUUCCCAAGCUCCACUAGGCGGAGACACUUGGGCUGAGAGUGAGCGAGAGAGAAAGAGAGAGAGAGGGGGGAGUUGCGUUGGGCACAGACAGCUAUCUGUUUCGGGAGCAAGAGGGUGUGCACGAAGGAGAAGACGAGGACACGGUGUAGGCUCGUGUGCUACAUGCCGUUAUUGUUGAACAAAAUAUCACAGCGCGACUGCUGCACGGAGAAAUAACGGGAAGAUUGAUCCUGCGCGCUCCCAGGGGCGGAUUUGUACCACAAUGGAGCUUAACAGGGGCGCGAUGCUGACGCUCCUUGCAGUUCUGCAGGUGGUUGUCCAGGGUCAGACGACACUACCAUGUCAGAGUGGCUUCAGUGAGAGUGUGUACACCAGUGUUGUCACGGAAACGCUGAUGGAAGGACAGCCUCUACUGAAAGUGAGGUUUGUAGACUGUAAUAGAGGUUCAGUGAAGUUGGGCGUUGAUGAAUCAGACUUCAGGAUAGACGGAAACGGAACUCUCUACGCCACAAGGACCUUCCGCGUGGACAGCAAAAAGGGCCAGAGUUUUGCGCUGUGGGCACGGGACUCGGAGAGAAAGCAGGAGUGGCACACACAUGUCAACCUCACAUCUCAGAUGCGGGAGAUUCUGUUUCCAUGGAAAAGCGUGGUUGUUGCGGGAGAUGGGUCGUUGACACGAGUGAAGAGAGACUGGGUCAUCCCCCCCAUCAACGUCCCGGAAAACUCUCGAGGACAGUUCCCAGAAGACCUUGUCACAAUCCGCUCAGACAGGGAUCGUAGUGGACGUAUGCGCUACAGCGUGACAGGACCGGGUGCAGAUCAUCCCCCCACUGGGAUCUUCAUCAUCAACCCCAUCAAUGGACAGCUGUCUGUCACCAAACCACUGGACCGAGAGGACAUCUCCAACUUCCAUUUACGAGCACAUGCAGUGGACAUUAACGGUAACCAGAUUGAGAACCCCAUUGACAUUGUCAUCAACGUGAUCGACCAGAAUGACAACCGGCCGGAGUUUGCUCAUCAGAUCUGGAAUGGGACAGUACCGGAGGGGACCAGGCCAGGUACCACUGUGAUGACUGUAACGUCCCAGGAUAAGGACGACCCGAACAUGCCCAAUGGGAUGCUACGCUACAAGAUCCUGUCCCAGCAGCCCCACAGCCCCAACCCCAGCAUGUUCACCAUCAACAACAAGACUGGAGCCAUUAUCACUGUAGCAGCUGGCCUGGAUAGAGAGAAAGUGUCCCAGUACACCCUAAUAAUCCAGGCCACGGACAUGGAGGGGAACCCAACCUACGGCCUGUCUAACACUGCCACCGCCGUCAUCAGAAUCACAGACAUCAACGACAAUGCACCAGAGUUUACCACAGACACGUUCUAUGGUGAGGUUCAGGAGAACAAAGAGAAGGUGAUCGUGGCCAACCUGACCGUGAGCGAUAAGGACCAGCCCAACACCCCCGCCUGGAAUGCCGUGUAUCGUAUCACUGGGGGAGACACCUCCGGACGAUUCGCCAUCAUCACCGACCCCAUCACCAACGAGGGCCGGGUCACGGUGGUUAAGCCCAUCGAUUAUGAGACCACGCGCACCUUCACCCUGUCCGUUGUGGCAGAGAACGAGUCCCCGUUGCCAAGGAGCGUCUAUCCUCCCCGAGCCUCCACGGCAACCGUGAGCAUCCGUGUGUUGGACGUGAACGAAGGGCCACAGUUCGAUCCCAACCCCAAGACCAUCCGCCUGGAAGAGGGCAUCCAAGCCGGCACCACCAUCCAGCCCUAUUUAGCCCAUGACCCCGACAGAUACAUGAGGCAGAGCAUCAGGUACUCAAAGAUCUUUGACCCUGCCAACUGGGUGAAGAUAGACCCUAUGAGUGGCCACAUCUCUACCAUCGCUAUACUGGACAGGGAGUCGCCCUAUGUCAACAACAACUACUACAAUGUCACUUUCCUGGCAACAGACAAUGGCAAUCCCCCGGCGAGUGGCUCUGGCACGCUGCAGAUCCUGCUGCUGGACAUCAAUGACAACGCGCCGCGCGUCUUCCCCUCAGAGGUGGAGAUGUGCGAGAAGGCCAACCCGGCGGGCCUGAACAUCACCGCCGAGGACGGGGACAUGCACACCAACGCCGGGCCCUUUCGCUUCGAGCUGGCCAACAGGCCCGCCGACGUGCGCCGCAACUGGUCACUCGCACAGAUCAGUGGUGAUCACGCUCAGCUGAAUAUGAAGUUAGGCUUCAUGGAGAGGGGCGUGUAUGAGGUGCCAAUCAUCAUCACAGACUCAGGACAUCUGCCCAUGUCCAACACCUCCUACCUGCGUGUCAAGGUGUGUGUGUGUGAUCACCAUAGCAACUGUGUGGACAUGGAGCGUAUCAUGGCGGCAGGGAUUGGAACUGGAGCCAUCAUAGCCAUUCUCAUCUGUAUCAUCAUACUACUAGUGCUGGUGCUGGUGUUUGUGAUGUGGCUGAAGAGACGGGAUAAGGAGCGUCAGGCCAAGCAGCUGCUCAUCGACCCUGAGGACGAUGUGCGAGACAACAUCCUCAAGUACGAUGAGGAGGGAGGCGGAGAGGAGGACCAGGACUAUGACCUGAGCCAGCUGCAGCAGCCUGAGAUGGACCACGAGACCAUAAAGCCCAUGGGGGUGAGGAGGCUGGAUGAGAGGCCCCUGCACUCAGAGACCCAGUACCCCAUCCGCUCCGCCGCCCCACACCCCGGAGACAUCGGAGACUUCAUCAGCGAGGGCUUGCGAGCGGCGGACGGCGACCCCACGGCACCUCCCUAUGACUCCCUGCUGGUGUUCGACUACGAGGGCAGUGGCUCGACGGCCGGCUCCCUCUCCUCGCUGCAUUCGUCCAUCAGCGGCAGCGACCAAGACUACGACUACCUCAGCGACUGGGGCCCCCGCUUCCGCAAGCUGGCCGACAUGUACGGGGGCUACGACGACUAGUGCUCUCAAGCACACGCGCGGCACACAAACACUCAUAUGCACACACACCCACACGCUCACAUACGUAUACAUGCCCACAAAACAUGCGUACAAGAAUGGGAGGAUGAAGAGGAGAGCGGAUAUGAAGUAAAAAAAAAAAAAAAAUGACUGGCACUUUGAAAGAUUGGACAUGGAUGUGGACAUGGACAUGCUUGUAGAACCUCAAAAAUGUUUUGGUUUUUUUUCCUCCCAUGAGAGUGUGAGAGAGCAAGAGAAGGGCAAGGAAAUGUGGUCACCGUGGUAACAGAGACCAGUUCUCUGGAGGCACCCUUGUUUUGUGAAUACCUCAGAGCAAAAGAGGGAACCUACAGAACCUCUGAGCGAGAGGAACGGCAGGAGAACAUUGCGAGAACAUUGCGAUUACACUUGAAUCUCACAGUCCAGAAGCACUGGGAUAUAUAUUGUGCCUUUUUGUACAUUUAUGUUCGGUUUCGCUGUCUGCUUUUUUUUGUUUGUUUGUUCAGUUUUCUUCUUCCUGUUAUUUGGGCAAUGGCGAGGAUGCAAGUUGGGUUCGUCCACUCUGGUCCGUCCUCGGCUCCUACCCCUGGGGCAGAACACGUCGCCUACGCGUUCCAAAAUAACGAUCCGAAAACAAACCUGCUCUGGGCAGGGCCCUGGCCACAUAACAUCUACGUGCGUCUCGUCCAUUUUGGAAGGUGUUUCUAGUAACCUGUUCUGCUCAACCGUGUGCAACGCUUUAUUCUACCGGUGACUCUGAUGGACACAAUUCUGUCUUCAGGCCCAGUUCACAGGCAUGUACAGAACCAACGCUAGACUUUUUUAAAACAAUGUCUGUAUGAACUGUCUGUUUGGCUUCGUGGUUUUCAGUUGGCUGUUGGAAUUGCACACCAGGACACUGUUAAGGUGUUUUCUCUUCUUACUUUUAUGGAAUGGUGGUGUCAUUUAUUUAUUUCAAAUUCAUGCAUUACUUAAUUUGCCUUAGUCACUCUAUUUCAUACUAUUUUCUGCAUUUUUAUGCCACUGGAUAAAUAUGUCUGUAAAUAAGGAUUUUUUUGUUUUGCUUUUCGUUCUUUUUAUUGACGUAGUCUAUGAGGAAUUGCAUUAAGUGCAGACUUGUACAUGUGUCAUUUGGACUACCGAAGGAAGUUUUUUUGCAUGUUUUUAUCUUUUCAGUAUAAAAAAGGUAUUUCCAAAAUUUAUUUGCAAAACAGAGCGCCCCCCUCCCCCCAAAUCCCCUUCCCCCAGUGGUCCUCAGCUGCACCUCCAAGUGAGAGGAGGAUCACACACAUGGGACCAGCAUGACCACUGAACACCCAGGACUAGCGAGGACACUAACAUUGUGACCCAGCGAUCGUCUGGGAAUCCGUGUGAACUUAACUGGGAUCAGAUCAGAUGCUGCGGUGUCAGAUCGUCUGUGAAUCUCUGUACUUGGACCAGUUUUGAAUGUUUGGAAUGGGGACCAGUUUUAAAUGCUGAACUGGUUGUCUUCGUUGUUGUACCGAGCCCUAAACCACAGUGGCAGGGGGGGAGACAGCUAAAAUGGUGUGUGUGACAAACCAACUGCCCCAAUAAAAAUCUAAUUUUGGAACA